AUGGCCAAUCUUCCAUCAAGCAGGACCAGCAGCCCUGCGAAUAGUGAUACUGAGCGAGGAACGAAAGCACGGAGGUCUUUCAGACCAUUUCAUCUAAGGGGACAGGGUCAAGGAGACUCUAUCAGCUCCUCCAGAAACUCGAGCUGGGAUCUCCUUUCUGGUGUGCGCAAGUGGGAGGAGAGCUACGACCAGUUUGAUUCAAGGAACGCGAACCAGAAACAUCUCGCGUUUGCCGAAGGAGACAUUCCCAAGGAUAGGUUUUCUCGGUUUUACAACUACCUUCUUAACGUUUCGAUUGUUACUCGCUGGACGCUCUUCAUCUUACCUGUUUUGGGCCUUCUGUGGAUCCCUGGCGUUCUAGGGUUGACUUCGCUGCCUAAUGCUCAGAUCUUGGGAACCCACUUGUUGUGGUGGAGCAUAUGGUUUUCUGUUCUUUGGGGAGGCUGGUGGGCGAGUCUCGCUGCAGCUAUGAUAUUUCCUCGCGUGCUGCGUUCCACAAUUGGCGUGGUUGCCUUGGGUACUCGACGUUACAUCGACUGGAUGGAGGUACUGCACCGCUAUGUCGCGAUUUUCGGCUGGACAUUCGCCAUAUGGCUUUCGUGGAACCCACUCAUUAACUAUCAGCAAGAGUCAGAUGCAAGCGACAGCAGUAAAAGCAUCGCCAGCACCAUCGCCAAGAUCCUCUUCGGAUUGUACCUCUGCGCAGCUGUCCUCUUGUUCGAGAAGUUCUCUAUUCAAUGGAUCGCUGCAAAGUUCCACGAAAGAUCAUACGCUGAGCGAAUUGCCGACCAGAAGUUCGCCGUCAAGACCCUCACGUUCUUGUACCGGUUUUCGAGCGAUAUUCCCGGCAGGUCCGAUACUUUGAGAGACACCCGCGGAACAAACAAAGGAAGAGACUCGCCGAAGAGGUUCUUCAAGCGCGCGAUGAAGGGAGUGAGGUUCGCUGCCACGACGACUACUACGGUCCUGGGGAAUGUGGCGUCGGAGAUCGCCGGAAGUUCGGUACUGCAGCCGAAUUCGCCAGCGGCUAUGGUGCAGACGGCGCUCAGGUCGGCUAACAAGACAAGGCUUCUAGCCAGGCGAUUGUACUACUCUUUCCGCAGGCCGGGCAUGGAUGGGAUCACAAUUGAAGACAUCGCUCGUUUCUAUCCGAACAUCGAAGACGCGGAGGUGGCGUUUUCUCUUUUCGACAAAGAUCAAAAUGGCGAUGUAUCGAGGGAUGAGAUUGAGAUGAGCUGCUUGGAGUUUCACCGAGAGCAAUUGUCUAUCGAACAUUCGAUGAGGGACUUGGAUAGUGCGGUCGGACGGUUGGAUAAUAUCCUCAUGAGUGUUUAUGUCUUUGUGGCGAUCUUGAUUAUGGCUGUCACUUUGGACGCAGAACUGACGUCCCUGAUCACUGGUGCUGGGACUAUCAUUCUUGGUCUUAGUUGGCUUAUCGGAGACAGUCUCUCCGCUGUCCUUACGAGUAUCAUAUUCCUCUUCAUCAAGCAUCCAUUCGACGUUGGCGACGUCAUCGAUUUGGGAGAUGAAGGGACUUUCACGGUCAAGGAGAUACGGUUACUGAGCACCAUCAUGCUCAAUGGGCAUGGAACGCUGGUGCAAGCCCCGAACGUCGUUUUAGAUACGCUAAUGUCGGAAGAUUUUGUUUUCGAUGUUGAUUUCAACACAAGCUUUGAGCGUAUAGAGGCCCUACGGUCAAAGAUGCUUAUGUUCGUCAAGUCUGAGCGAAGAGAUUAUAUGCCUUCGUUCGACAUUGAGGUUGUUGAUAUUCCUGCGCAGGAGAAGAUGACAUUGAAGGCGGCUAUCAUGUAUAAGAGUAAUUGGCAGCAAGGCUCACUCAAAGCCAAACGUCGCAAUAAGUGGAUUUGUGCGCUGAAACAAGCCAUGGCCGAAGUCCACGUGCACGGACCGACGGGCGAUCCAGCUGCUCAUCGCAGAGCGACGCCGUACACCCUUGUACCAUGGGAUGAGGUAAAGGAAGAGGACGCGAAGCUUGCGAGAGAGGAUGAGAAGGGGAAGCGAACGCCUAUUGGGCAUCAUAUGCCGUCGGAUGGAUGGAAGCUGACGGAUAACAAUCCAACGUCGUGUACGUUAUAUUUCAUCGUGCUAGACUUUGGGAUCUCCUGA
This is a messenger RNA of Stereum hirsutum FP-91666 SS1, 2127 nucleotides long. RefSeq lists its product as uncharacterized. The transcript has 15 exons. Gene Ontology annotation, cellular component: membrane. Gene Ontology annotation, biological process: intracellular calcium ion homeostasis; calcium ion transmembrane transport. Gene Ontology annotation, molecular function: calcium channel activity; calcium ion binding. The coding region runs from base 1 to 2127 and encodes 708 amino acids. The record is from RefSeq and is a predicted model, not a curated record. NCBI's taxonomy places the organism in Eukaryota, Fungi, Basidiomycota, Agaricomycetes, Russulales, Stereaceae.